Kazachstania africana CBS 2517 is the source of this 606-nucleotide messenger RNA. It is a transcript of the gene RRS1, whose product is annotated as ribosome biogenesis protein RRS1. Gene Ontology annotation, molecular function: protein binding. The transcript has a single exon. Lineage: Eukaryota; Fungi; Ascomycota; Saccharomycetes; Saccharomycetales; Saccharomycetaceae. Gene Ontology annotation, cellular component: preribosome, large subunit precursor; nucleolus; nucleus. Gene Ontology annotation, biological process: ribosomal large subunit export from nucleus; endonucleolytic cleavage in ITS1 to separate SSU-rRNA from 5.8S rRNA and LSU-rRNA from tricistronic rRNA transcript (SSU-rRNA, 5.8S rRNA, LSU-rRNA); ribosomal large subunit biogenesis. Bases 1 to 606 code for a protein of 201 amino acids. The record is from RefSeq and is a predicted model, not a curated record.
AUGUCAUCCAAGGAUUAUAAAAGUUUACCAGUUACAGUCGAAAAGCCUAUUCCAGUAUCAUACGAUUUGGGUAACCUGUCAGUUUUCGAUUCAAAUGUCCUUGAUAGAAAUGAUUUUGAUUCUUCGAAUGCUGCACGUGAAGAACAUAUCAGAAAUGCCACUCGUGACAAUGUGCAAUUAUUAAUAAAUCAAUUACUUUCAUUACCAAUUAAAUCCACCACAAAUUCCUCCGGUACGAGUGAUCAAGGUGCCAAUAUGACAUUAUUGAGAUUACCAGAGCCAAUUACUGAAUUACCUAGAGAAAAACCACUACCUAAGCCAAAGGCACCAACCAAAUGGGAGAAAUUUGCUGCUAAGAAGGGUAUCAAAUCUAAAGAAAAGUCAGGAAAGAUGGUUUAUGAUGAAGCCAGCGGUGAAUGGGCACCAAAAUGGGGUUACAAAGGCAUUAAUAAGAAGUUAGACGAUCAGUGGUUAGUAGAGGUCGACGACAAGGUCAAAGGAACGGAAAAUGAAUUGGUUGACCCAAGAACUUUGAACAGGCAAGAAAGAAAGAAGUUAAUCAAGAAGAAUGAAAGGCAGCAAAAGAAAAAUUUAGCUGGUAAAUGA